This is a messenger RNA of Paramecium tetraurelia, 807 nucleotides long. RefSeq lists its product as uncharacterized. The record is from RefSeq and is a predicted model, not a curated record. The transcript has 4 exons. Lineage: Eukaryota; Ciliophora; Oligohymenophorea; Peniculida; Parameciidae.
AUGAGCAAACCAUCGCAUAGUCCAAAUGAAUUGAUUGAAUUUGAAAACCACAAUCGAAAUUCCUCCUUCGGAAAGAAGUUAUUGUCAACGGUUCCAAAUGUUCCUGCCUUUGGCUUUGGAACUUCUAGUAGACAUUAGGCAUAACAAGUAUACAGAGAAAAUAGACUGAUGGAGAAAGGUAAGCAUAGCCCAGGUCCAAUCUAUAAUCCCACAAAAAAUUUUGAUUAAUAAGCAGCUAGAGCUCCUAGUGCAGGAAUGGGAACAUCUACAAGAUAGAGUUUAAACUCAAAUCAUUAUGAUCAUUAUAAAAGAAAAGAUGUCGAUUUUGAACCUUAAAAAGCUGAGCAUCUUAGAAAAUGGUCUGCAGGAACAGUUAGAAUUGGGUAAGAACAGCGAUUCCUAUAGAAAGAACUGACAAAGACCCCAGGCCCCAAUUAUGAUGUAAACUAGAGAAUUCAAGGCCCUAAAUAUACUAUGGGUAAUAGAAGAGCUCAUUCUGUUUCUUUUUCGACUCCAAGUAAGGUUGGACCUGGAACUUACAAACCAAAAAAAGAUUUUUCAACAGAAUUGCAAGAACAACCUAAAUAUUCAUUUACUAAAGCUCCAAAAAUACCUUAACAAAAGAAUAUAGAUAAAAAUUAGACAUAUUACGUGCAAGACAGUAUUGGAGCUCAAGUGGCAUCUACUAAACCAAAUAAACCAUCUUUUAGUUUUGGCAAAGGAAUUAGAGAAGCUAAAUUAGCUAUGUACAAAAACGAUUUUGUAAAGAUUGGGGUUAAUAUAAAGAUCCCACAUCCAAAGUUUUGA